Otolemur garnettii (small-eared galago) is the source of this 1479-nucleotide messenger RNA. Its product is annotated as transcriptional coactivator YAP1-like. Gene Ontology annotation, molecular function: transcription corepressor activity; protein binding; transcription coactivator activity. Gene Ontology annotation, biological process: positive regulation of transcription by RNA polymerase II; hippo signaling. NCBI's taxonomy places the organism in Eukaryota, Metazoa, Chordata, Mammalia, Primates, Galagidae. Gene Ontology annotation, cellular component: cytoplasm; nucleus. The coding region runs from base 1 to 1479 and encodes 492 amino acids. The transcript is spliced from 2 exons. The record is from RefSeq and is a predicted model, not a curated record.
AUGGAUCCGGAGCAGCAGCCGCCGCUUCAGCCGGCCCCCCAGGGCCAAAGGCAGCCGCCCGCGCAGAACACCCAGGAGCAGGCCCCGCCGUCCGGGCUGGAGCAGCCGGCGCCCUCGGCUUCCAAGGAGGCGCCACAGGCACCAUUCGCGGGGCACCAGAUCGUGUGUGUCCAGGGGGACUCGGAGAGCGACCUGGAGGCCCUCUUCAACGCGGUCAUCAACCCGAAGACGGCCAACGUGCCGCAGACCGUGCCCAUGAGGCUCCGGAAGCUGCCUGACUCCUUCUUCAAGCCGCCGGAGCCCAAAUCCUGCUCCCCACAGGCCAGUAUGGAUGCAGGCACUGCAGAAGACUUGACUCCACAGCAUGUUCGAGCUCAUUCCUCUCCGGCGUCCCUGAAGUUGGAAGCCGCUUCUCCUGGGACGCUGACCCCCACCGGAGUAGUCUCUGACCCCGCAACCACAUCUACAGCUCAACAUCUUCUGCAGUCUUCUUUGGAGAUACCUGAUGAUGUACCUCUGCCAGCAGGCUGGGAGAUAGCGGAGACAUCUGCUGGUCAGAAAUACUUCUUAAAUCACACCGAUCACACAACAUCAUGGCAGGACCCCAGGGAGGCCAUGCUCUUGCAGAUGAACGCUACAGCCUCCACCAGUCCACCAGCGCAGCAGAAUAUGAUGAACUCAGCUUCAGGUCCUCUUCCUGAUGGAUGGGAACAAGCCGUGACUCAGGAUGGAGAAAUUUACUAUAUAAACUAUAAGAACAUGACCGCCCCUUGGCUAGACCCAAGUCUUGACCCUCGUUUUGGUAAAGCCGUGAACCAGAGAAUCAGUCAGAGUGCUCCAGAUGAACAGCCACCUCCCCUGACUCCCCAGAGCCCGCAGGCAGACGUUAUGGGUGGCAGCACCUCCAACCAGCAGCAACAGAUGCGGCUCCAACUGCAGAUGGAAGAAGAGCUCCUGCGCCUGAAGCAACAAGAACUGCUCUGGCAGGAAGUAGCUCUCCAUGGCCAUUUGCCAACACUGGAGCAGGAUAGUGGGACUCAAACUCCAGUGUCUUCUCCCAGGAUGUUUCAGGAACUGAGAACAAUGACGGCCAACAGCUUCAAUCUUCUUUUUAAUGGUGGCGCCCAUCACUCUCGAGAUGAGAGUACAGACAGUGGACUAAGCGUGAGCAGCUGCGGUGUCCCUCGAACCCCAGAAGACAUACUCAACAGCGUUGAUGAAAUGGAUACAGAUGACAGCGUUAACCAAAACACCCUGCUGACACUGCAGAACCAUUUAAACGACUACCUUGAAAGCAUUCCUGGGACCAGUGUGGACCUUGGAAUGGCUGUAGCACUGGAGGGAGAUGAAAUGUACCUAGAAGGAGAGGAGUUGAUGCCAAAUAUUCAGGAAGCUUUCAAUUCUGACAUCCUUAAUGACAUGGAGUCUGUUUUGGCUGCAGCCAAGCUAGACAAAGACAGUUUUCUUACAUGGUUAUAG